AUGAACAAGAUCCUCUCAACCACUCUUUGCUUUGGACUCCUAACUCUGUUAUCUGUAAUGAUCUUUUCAGAACCAGUGCACGGACGGCCAUAUCUUAUCCAAGGAAAUGAAUUGUUUCCAGAUAAAGAAGAUACAAAUCAUGAGGAACUAUUGAUGGCUCUAUUGAACAAAAAUUUUGAUUAAAGACCAUUCAACAUUGAUAUAGAACUGGCUAACAGAUUGGAAGAACUUAACCAGCUGGAAAAGCUAAAAGAGCAGCUCACAGAGGCAAAGGAAGCUGAGAAGUCCUAUGCUAUAGAUGGUCUAUCGUCUCCCCAUUCUAAUAAGCGAGCUUGCUUUUGGAAAUACUGUGUCUAA
Messenger RNA from Hipposideros armiger (great roundleaf bat), 357 nucleotides. It is a transcript of the gene UTS2B, whose product is annotated as urotensin 2B. Lineage: Eukaryota; Metazoa; Chordata; Mammalia; Chiroptera; Hipposideridae. Gene Ontology annotation, molecular function: G protein-coupled receptor binding; hormone activity. Gene Ontology annotation, biological process: blood vessel diameter maintenance; regulation of blood pressure. The record is from RefSeq and is a predicted model, not a curated record. Gene Ontology annotation, cellular component: extracellular region.